This is a messenger RNA of Bombus terrestris (buff-tailed bumblebee), 1745 nucleotides long. RefSeq names its product alkylglycerol monooxygenase. Gene Ontology annotation, molecular function: oxidoreductase activity; iron ion binding. The record is from RefSeq and is a predicted model, not a curated record. Gene Ontology annotation, cellular component: endoplasmic reticulum. The coding region runs from base 143 to 1588 and encodes 481 amino acids. NCBI's taxonomy places the organism in Eukaryota, Metazoa, Arthropoda, Insecta, Hymenoptera, Apidae. The transcript has 9 exons. Gene Ontology annotation, biological process: lipid biosynthetic process.
CAUAGUUUAAUUCGAAUAAGAUGCUAUCUUCAUUGUCGCGCCUUUACCACAUACGGCCGUGAAAGAAACAUCGCGCGUACAUACUCACGUGUCCUCGGUUAGCUCGAACUUACAUAUAUAAACGAUACGUGCACUCUGUUCGAUGACUAAAAGAGAAUCGGAUGCAGUUAUAGCGCUUCACUGGGUUUACUUUGUUUCGUCGUUCAACAGUAUUUAUCUGAACGUCAAAGUGCAACGUACUAUAGCAACGAACGAAAUGAAUAUUUCUAAGGCUAAUUUGAUCGAUCAGUUAAAACACACAGGGAAACUCUGGUAUCUUGUUAACCCCUAUGAGACAAUUUUCGAAUUCCCACACGAAGUUCCCGAUUAUCAGCAGCAGGUAUGGUUACCAUUUUUGGUCCUUAUCGUAUUUGAGCAUAUUAUACUGGCCUUUAAGAAGAAAAGAUUCCGCUUGAACGAUCAAGUGACUUCCUUGUCUCAAUGGAUAUUGCAAGAAACUAGCCGUACUCUCUUCCGUGGUGCCGAAUAUUACGCGUACAUCGUAAUUUACGAGAGAUGUCGCUGGUGGAAUCUGCCUUGGAACUCUCUAUGGACUUGGUGUAUCACUGCCGUGGGGGUGGAUUUCUGUUACUAUUGGGUUCACCGCAGUAACCACGAGAUACACUUUUUAUGGGCUCAGCAUCAAGUACAUCAUAGCAGCGAAGAAUUCAAUCUCGCGGUUGGUCUGCGGCAAUCCAUCUUGCAACACUGGUGUAAUUUCAUGUUAUAUUUACCUCUUGCAUUAUUUAUACCGCCAUCGCAUUUCAUCGUACAUAAUCAGUUUAAUUUAAUUUAUCAAUUAUGGAUUCAUACGACUGUCAUCGAUGAUCUUGGACCGUUCGAGCUAAUAUUCAACACACCAAAACAUCAUCGUGUACAUCAUGGUUGCAACUUAUAUUGCCUGGACAAAAAUUACGGUGGCGUUCUCAUUAUAUGGGAUAAAUUAUUUGGAACAUUCAUGCGAGAAAAAGAAAAGGAAGAGAUAAUUUAUGGCUUAGUUGUUAGCGCUCGAUCUUUUAAUCCCCUGUAUUUACAGACAUUUUACACCGCAGAAUUAAUUAAAAAGGUUAUACGGAUGUCAACUUUUAUGGACAAGUUAGGUGUUAUCUGGAAAGGUCCUAGUUGGUUUCCAGGUAUUCCUCGCUUAGGUCUGGAUAAAUAUAAAAUUAACGUUACAUCUAGGAUUAAAUAUGAUAAUUAUAUACCGCAGUGGCAAAACAUUUACGUAAUUAUACACUUUUGCCUAGUUGUUUAUCAUCAUCUUCAAAUAUACGAGGAAACACAGGAUUUAAGGACCACGUCGUCGGGAUUUAUCGUUAUUAAUAAUUUGCUUGCUCUUACCACUAUUGGUUUACUAUUUGAUAAAUCAAAAUAUGCUGGAAUUUUGGAAUUCAUUCGAUGCCUUAUUUAUUUAAGUUUCUCUAGAAUAUAUUCUUCAAUAAAUUUAUAUAUCUAUUAUGUAUAUGUAACUUCGUUUUGUAUUUGGAUUUUACAUUUUCUCCAUGCAGUAAAAUCAAAUUUUAUAAAUGUGAGAAGAUAUAGGAAUUAAAAUAAUGUUACGGAGCAUAAUGAAAAUAUUUACACAUGAAUUGCCUAUUUACAUUAUAUAUGAUUAUUUUAUCACAUUGAUAUUUAUGUGAUAAAUAAUACAUUAUUCGAUAUCAUUGUUGUACACAUUUCACAGACAAUAAAUAUCGUGGAAUAUA